This is a messenger RNA of Paraglomus occultum, 903 nucleotides long. Lineage: Eukaryota; Fungi; Glomeromycota; Glomeromycetes; Paraglomerales; Paraglomeraceae. The record is from the annotation of a GenBank genome assembly.
AUGUCACUUCGGCAACUAGUGUCUGGCGAUGCCGACUGCGGCCCUGCCAAUCCUGCGUCAGAAUUGUUGAAACGGUUUGAUCAGGACCAAUCACUAACACAGGAUCUAGUCAGGAGAGAAGCCGUGGGAGAGGGAUCGUCGAAUUCGGCAUUUCGUGCACACUUUCACCAAGCAUCAGUAACGGAUCAUGAGCUUGCAAACGACUUUUUUCUCGACGCAACCCACCAACCUCCACCACAAGAAAACGCUUUUCAAUUUAAUCACAUGAACAAAGAACUGUCGACAAUAUAUCAACCGAUACAGGAAGGCUCCAAUGCCGCCUGGAUAUCCGAAUUCCUGGGUCGACCAAACGAAAAACCUAAUAUAACUGCUCAUGAUCCGAUAUAUGACGAUUUUGAAACCGCAUUUAGGAAUGCUCAAGGCAUGAGUCGUUUUAUUUUGAUUUUCCUGUUGAAGAUACGGCUGAUCUGUAAUCCACGUCGACUCGCACAGAAUCUGUUAAAUACUGUGACAGCAUUUUUGGGCCUGAUUUUAUCUCUGGAUCGUAAUUGGGCUGAGGACUUUGCCCAGUUUACACCACAACCCACGAAUAUCGAUCCCGACGAGGCUGCGGCAUUUGAAAGAGCGUUUGAGGAAGCGGAAAAUUGUGCAGUUUGGCAAUCGGAAUUUCAGACGCAAGAAUCAUCAUGGGCAUCUGAAUUCCAAGAACAAGAAUCUGCUUCUGGAAAUGCUAACUCUGAACUUGCAAGAACCGCCAGGAUGUUGAUGGACACUGUGAGUGGAGAAACAAAUCCAAAAUUCAAAAACUCGGUCUUUUUCAACUUUAUAAAAAAUUUGGGUGAUGAGCGUCUUUCAAUUGAGGGUAAUAAAGUAGUGGCACAAGAAUCUCCCGUGUCGAAGUAA